Molecule: messenger RNA, 428 nt
Organism: Drosophila erecta
Lineage: Eukaryota; Metazoa; Arthropoda; Insecta; Diptera; Drosophilidae
Product: metallothionein-4
Exons: 2
Coding region: 199-339 (46 amino acids)
Molecular function (GO): metal ion binding
Source: RefSeq, a predicted model, not a curated record
UUUCUGUGCCCGGCGACGAUAAAGCGGUUUGCACACGCCCUGAUAACAAGAAUCGGUUUGGUGGUGCGCAAAGCAGUGGGAGCACUAUAAGAAUGCUGGACCUCCAGUCCACAAUCAUCAAACAGUGCUAGCUUACGGCUAAGUGAAUCAGGUUUAUUUGAAUACGAGUAUAUUCAACAACAAAAUAUAAAUCACAUAAUGGGUUGCAAGGCGUGUGGAACAAACUGCCAGUGCUCCGCUACCAAGUGCGGCGACAACUGCGCCUGCAGCCAGCAGUGCCAGUGCUCUUGCAAGAACGGACCCAAGGACAAGUGCUGCUCCACUAAGACAUCCAAUUAGGUACAAGGACCCUCUCAAACUCAUUUGUGCGAUAUACAUAUAACCCGGCGACAUGGCAUCAAAAUAAAUACACAAUCGAUUCAAACUAA